AAAGGUACACACUCUUUUAAACACUUCCCUCUUUACAAGUAUUGAACCUUACAUGAUUUCUAUGUCGCUUCUUAGCAGAAUUCAUCAACUUAGAUUGCGGUUUGCACCCCGCGGGAAGACUACACCAAUAAUUUCAGCCUUGGAACUAAGACCUUUGAGAGAUGACACUUACAUCACUACAAAUGGUUCCUUGAAGCUCUUAAAACGCUACUAUGCUAGCGAUUUUCUCGGUCCUUCGAUUAGGUAUCCUUCAGAUGUAUAUGAUCGUGAGUGGAAGCCAAUAAAUCUUUCUUUUGGCUUGAAUUUUGUAAACCCAAGUCUCAAUGUAAACUCUUCUACUCCUUAUGAGCUACCACAAGAUGUAAUCUCAAAGGCAAUCACUAACAAAAACGUGACUGAGAAGUUAUCUUUCGACUGGUAUGUCGAUAACCGCGAAGAUCAAGCUCUCAUAUUCCUUCACUUUGCUGAGAUUCAAACACUUAAAGGCAAUGACACAAGAGAGUUCGACAUUAUAUGGAAAGGAAACGAUGGAAACAUUACCAUUUCAGCUUAUCGCCCUUCGAAGUUACAGCUAGAGACUUUAUACAACACAUCGCCCAUGAAAUGUAAGUUUAUGCAAUGUACAGUGGAGCUGGUUAUGACUAAGAGCUCAACUCUCCCACCAAUGAUCAGUGCUAUGGAAGCUUACCAGAUUAUUGAUUUCUCGGAUGCAGAAACUAAUCCAGAGGAUGUUGUUGAGGUCCAGAAUGUUCGAGCUACUUACGAGUUGAGUAAAAUCGACUGGCAAGGAGAUCCGUGUGUUCCUCGAUUGUUCAAAUGGGAGGGUAUCAAUUGCAGCUACACAAAUGCUUCUAUUCCACCAAGAAUCAUUUCCUUGUAAGACUAUCUAAUUACAGAUUUAAUAAUAAAAACAAAUUAGUGUUUAUAGAUCUUGAAAUGUGUGUUCUGUUUUUAUAAUCAGAGACUUAUCAUCAAGUGGGAUAAAGGGGGUUAUAGCAC
Messenger RNA from Arabidopsis arenosa, 999 nucleotides. The record is from the annotation of a GenBank genome assembly. NCBI's taxonomy places the organism in Eukaryota, Viridiplantae, Streptophyta, Magnoliopsida, Brassicales, Brassicaceae.